Molecule: messenger RNA, 639 nt
Organism: Lactuca virosa
Lineage: Eukaryota; Viridiplantae; Streptophyta; Magnoliopsida; Asterales; Asteraceae
Source: the annotation of a GenBank genome assembly
AUGGCUUCAGAAGGAGAGCUAUCAGUAUCUCGUUUGAUCGAGAGGCUCAUGGAGAUGCCUUUCCUUUCAGGCUUCACAACCACCAGGCCGGAAUCGGAUUCCAGUAACGAUUCCGAACAUCCGGAUCAUGAAUCUACAGACAGUCGUCAUCAUCAGGGUUCGUCACUCGACCGGAUCAUCCUGAUCAACCCGGUGACGCAAGGAAUGGUGGUGAUCGGAGGUGGUGCUACUGCUGGUUUCGAAUCCCUGAUGAACGAUCUGAUGAGGAAGGACGGACAGCCACCGGCGUCUCAAACGUCGAUCGACGCCAUGCCGACUGUGGAGAUAAAAGGUACGGAUGAAAUAGAGAGUUUAGGGGGUGAGUGUGUGAUAUGCUUGGAAGAGUGGGGGGUUGGUGAUGUGGUGAAGGAGAUGCCAUGUAAGCAUAAGUUUCAUGGUGGGUGUGUGGAAAAAUGGUUGAAGAUUCAUGGGUCUUGCCCUGUUUGUAGGCAUAAGAUGCCUGUAGAUGAUUCAGAUAAGAAAAUUGGGGAUGAAAGUGGUGGAAGAAGAAGAGAAAUUUGGGUUACGUUUUCGUUUGCUGAAGCGAGAUCAACAAGUGAAGAAGAAUCAGUAGAAUCAAAUCAGCAGGAAUCAGUGUAG